Molecule: messenger RNA, 1507 nt
Organism: Humulus lupulus (European hop)
Lineage: Eukaryota; Viridiplantae; Streptophyta; Magnoliopsida; Rosales; Cannabaceae
Product: floral homeotic protein AGAMOUS
Exons: 9
Coding region: 213-1028 (271 amino acids)
Biological process (GO): positive regulation of transcription by RNA polymerase II
Cellular component (GO): nucleus
Molecular function (GO): DNA-binding transcription factor activity, RNA polymerase II-specific; RNA polymerase II cis-regulatory region sequence-specific DNA binding; protein dimerization activity
Source: RefSeq, a predicted model, not a curated record
CUCUAACUUUAACUUUAUAAAUAUCAAUCAAUCUCUCUCUCUCUCUCUCUCUCUCUCUCUCUUAACCAGGCUAUAGUACUGAUCUCUUACCUUCAUUCCAAUAUUUCUUGUAUUCCCUUUCUCCACUGAUCAGAGAUUCCUCUCACAAAAAACCAAGAAAGAUCAACCUCAAAACCUCUUAUCAUCAUCAUCUUCAUCUGGUAGGAAAAACUAUGGCUUACAACCAAAACAAUUCCAUGUCGAUGUCAGUCUCACCCCAAAGGAAAAUGGGCAGAGGAAAGAUCGAGAUUAAGAGGAUCGAAAACACAACAAAUCGACAAGUGACCUUUUGUAAACGCAGAAAUGGUCUUCUGAAGAAGGCUUAUGAACUCUCUGUUUUGUGUGAUGCUGAAGUUGCUCUAAUCGUCUUCUCUAGCCGUGGACGCCUUUAUGAGUAUGCAAACCAAAGCGUCAAAUCAACAAUUGAUAGGUACAAAAAGGCAUCGUCUGAUACCUCUAAUACUGGAUCAGUUUCUGAAACUAAUGCUCAGUUCUACCAGCAAGAAGCUGCCAAACUGCGUGGUCAAAUUGAGUCUUUGCAUAAAGGAAUCAGAGAGCUGCUUGGUGAGUGUAUAGACAGUGCAAAACCCAGAGAUCUCAAAAACCUGGAGAGUAAACUAGAGAGAGGAAUUAGCAGAAUCCGAUCCAAAAAGAAUGAGCUACUGUUUGCUGAAAUUGAGUACAUGCAGAAAAGGGAAAUUGACUUGCACAACAACAACCAGCUUCUCCGAGCAAAGAUAGCUGAGAAUGAGAGGAACCAAAACAUGAGCAUGAGCAUGAACAUAAAUAUGAGCAUGAAUGUGGGUGGUGGAGGAGGCUAUGAACUGAUGCAGCAGCAGCAGCAACAGCAGCAGUCUCACGAGGCACAGCCUGCGCAGCCCCAGCAGCAAGCAUUCGAUUCGCGCGACUAUUUUCAAGUGAAUGCUUUACAACCAAAUAACAAUCACCACUACUCACGCCAAGAUCCCAUGGCCCUUCAAUUAGUCUAAAUGUGGUGGGGUCAGAAGAACUGAUAGUUUCUGCUGCAAUUGAUGAUGAUGAUGAUGAUCUAGCAAAUUAUCAGUGAAAGGAUAUCUAAUUUGAUGCCAGAUGAUGAUGUAGGAAGUGUAUGAAUUAUAUAUGUAUUUCUUGUCAACUAUAUAUAUAUAUAUAUAUACAGCUAAAGCUAUGUAUAUGCAACUUUGCUGUAAGUGCAGGACAUAAUAAUAAUAAUAUAUAUCUAUAUCUAGAUAUAUAUAUUAUAUAUAUAACUACUGUAACUCUCUCUAGCAACCACAAUCUAGUGCAUGGCUAAUUAAUUUGUGAUAUUGGUCAUGAUUAUCUCCUUUGUUUGUAUAAUUAUAUGAUUAUAUAUCUUCCAGCUUUCUGUGAGAGAUGACAUACUUUAAUUGGUGAUCAUUACUAACAAGUUAUUCAUCAAACUUUUAUAUGAAACUUUUAUUUUCUAUGUAAUAUAUAUUAAAAUUUU